UAAUUAGCUUUUAUUUCAAUUUGGGAACACCUAAAAAGACAUGGUUAGUGAAUUAUUGAUGUUCCCUUCCUUUCCCUUGCUUUUAUAUUCUCUGAUAUGCAUCGAUCUUCUAAGCUAAUAGCUAUUUUUUAUCAUUGGAUACCUGCCUGUGGUUGAGCUUUCUGCACUGGCUGAUCCUUUUGCCGUUGCCGUUCGUUGCCGUUGCCGUUGCCGUUCGUUGCCGUUGCUGUUGCUGUUGCUGUGUGUAAAGAGAUGGAAGAGUUCCUGCUUGCUAGCUAGCCACUCAUCCCAUGCCUGCUGAUCAUUCUCACCAAAAUCACCGCUCCAAAAGACUCUACAUGUUGCAGAUCUUGGUUUAUUCUUCAGAUCUAGCUCUUGGUUAUUCCAGUAACAAAGUGAGAAAAUUGAGAUUCUAUUUCUCAUUGUCAUUUCAGUACAUUUGCUGAAACAUAACAAGAGAAAUGGAGGUUCUCCUUGCCAUUGGAGGUACAAUUGCUGGUGAAAUUGCUAAGAACUUGGUGGCUCCUAUUUGGCGACCGAUUUAUUAUCUGAUUUAUUACAAACAUAACAUCGAGAAUUUGAAAGAGGAGCUUCAGAAACUGGAUGACAAGAGAACUGAGGUGGGGCUACGUGUGAAUAACGCCAAAAGCAACUUGCAGGUUGUUGUUGAUUCUGUAAUUCGUUGGCAAGAGAAAGCAGAUGGCAUUGAUAGGAGGAGUAAAGAAUUUAUUCAAAAUGAAAUGAACGUGAACAAGUGUUUGAACCGUUAUUCCUUGAGUAGAAAAGCUAAGAAGAUGACAGAAAAUAUGCUUGCUUUGCUCGAAGAAGCGAGGAAUUUUGGUGAAAUAGCCUAUCCUGAUCCUUGUCACAAGAUAGAAUUAUGGUUCAGUGAUGAACGCAUCAAGAAUUUUAAAUCAAGGGAAUCAAUUCUAGAUGACAUCUUGAUGGCCUUAAAGAAUGACGAUCUUCGUGUGAUUGGGAUUUGCGGAAUGAGUGGUAUCGGUAAAACCACUAUGGUAAAGCAGCUUAUGAAAAACAUGGAAACAAAGAAAUUGUUUGACGAGUUUGCUAUGGUAGCCGUGUCUGAUACUCCUGACUUCAGAAAGAUCCAAGAUGAAAUUGCAUCUUGCUUGCGAUUGGAACUCAAGAGUAAUGAAAGUGAGGUGGACAGAAAAAGCAAACUGUAUCAGAGGCUUACCAACUGUGAUAAGAGGAUCCUUCUAAUAUUGGAUGAUGUUUGGAAGGAGGAUGGUUUAGGAGAAAUUGGAGUUCCUUUAGGUUGCAGAAGCAAUGGAUGCAAAAUUGUGUUGACUUCACGAAAUGAAUUUGUGUUCUCUAGUUUGGAAAGUCAAAAAAAUUUCCUAAUGAAAGUUCUGAAUGAUGAAGAAGCUCUCGUUCUUUUCAAAGAGACAGCAGGCGACUCAAUUGGCCAUGAUUUACUCGACACGGUGAAGGAGAUUGUAAAUGAAUGUAAAGGCUUACCAAUUGCCAUUGUAACUCUUUCCAAGGCAUUAAAAAACAAAAGCAAACACAUUUGGAAUGAUGUGCUUCGACAAUUAAAGAAUUCUAAGCUGGAAGAUAUCUCAGGAAUGAAGACAAAGGUGUUUUCUGCAAUUGAAUUAAGUUACAAUUAUUUGGAAGAUGAAGAGGCCAAGUCAUGCUUUUUGCUUUGUAGCUUGUUCCCUGAAGAUUUCAAUAUUCUGGUUGAAGAUUUGCUUGAAUUUGGAAUGGGCCUAAGGCUGUUUAAAGAUGUUGAAUAUGUGCAUGAAGGAAGAGAUAGGAUCUAUAAGCUUAUUGAUAUGCUCAAAGGGUCAAAUUUGUUGCUUGAAGGUGAUGACAAACGGAACGAGUCUGUCAAAAUGCAUGACCUUGUCCGUGAUGUAGCCAUAUCACUUGCCUCCAGAAAUAAGCAGUGGCACACAUUACAAAGUCAAGCUAGAAUAAAUGAGUGGCAAGGUAAGGAUUGGUACAAUAAUUGCACUGCAAUUUCACUUCUGUGUGAAGACAUAAAAAAACUUAAAGACCAUUUGAAGUGUCCGAACCUUGAACUCUUACAGCUUUGGCAUGAUUGUCAGAAUGAUUGUCAGUUAGAAAGCCUUCCAAUCAACGUGUUAGAAGGGAUGAAAGGACUCAGAGUUCUAUCUAUAGCCUCCCGUAUCCCAUCACUGCCACAAUCAAUCGAUGUCUUGAAGAAUCUUCAAACCUUAUGUCUUUGGAAUGAUAGGCUAAACGAGAUGCAUACAAUUGGAGAUCUCGUGAAACUGGAAAUACUUGAAGUUCGUAGUUAUCGUUUAGAAAAGCUACCAGCAGAAAUAGGAUCACUGAAAAAUCUAAGGUUGCUAAACCUGCGCAGGGUCGAGAACCUUAGAUACAUUCCACCAGAUGUAUUAGUAGGGUUGUCCAAACUAGAAGAGUUGUAUCUUCCACAUAGAUAUAAGAUGAAAUGGGAAUGGAAGGAAGACGAAGAGAAAACCAAUGCAAGCCUCAGCGAGCUAGAGACUCAUCAUAUAACUGCAUUGCAUAUUACUGUAGUAAAUGCCUACAUUUCACCUAAAGAUUCAGUCUUUAGAAACUUAAUAAGAUUCCACAUUUUUGUAGGCUACUCAAAGGUUUGUAUUGUUCACAAAGAUUCAGAGAAUGUGUUGCAUCUUAAAGGAGAUGCAAGUGAUAUUAAAGGGAGUGGGAUAUGUGUUUUGUUGAGGAAAGUUGAAGUCUUGUGUUUGGAAGAAGUGAAAAAUUUGAAGAAAAUUGUAAAUGAGAUAGAAGAUAAUAGUUUUGCGGAUUUGAAGCGAGAUGAAUGUGUUGAUGCACUAGUGAGAAUUCCAGAGUCUCCAAAAAGUCCCCUCCCAUACUUGAGCAAUUUAAGAAAAGUAGAAAUAUAUGGAUGUGAUGAGUUGAAGUACUUUAUUCCACUAUCCAUGGCUAGAGAGUUGAGGCAACUUCACAGCAUGAAGGUAACGGUGUGCAAAAAGAUGGAGGGAAUUUUCUAUAGAAACAAAGUGAAUGAUGAGAUUGAGUCGCCACUUAUAACUCUCCACUUGGAAAACCUUCCAAACUUCAUAGGAUUUAUCUAUAAGGAUAUAGAAGAGUCUAGUGCAUCUCAAAUGAACAAUAGGAUGGAAAUUGUUCAAUCUAAGACUGAACCAGUGGAAAAUAUUUCUAUAUUAUUUUCUUCUCUUUGGCUACGACUAUCAAAGUUGCAAAAGCUUAUUUUGUAUAAUUGUGGUUUGGGAAAAGCACUGUUUCCUCCUUCUGUUGCCCAGCAAUUUACGCAGCUUAAAGAAUUAAAAAUCUUAGCAUGUCAUAAGAUGGAAUAUAUAGUUGCAGAAGCAAAAGAAGAAGAAAAAAGCAAGGGCAUAAGCAAAAUAGCAUUUCCUAAUCUAACUAAGCUUGAUCUUGGUGAUCUACCAGAGCUGGUGGCUUUCUUUGCAGACAAUGAUAUUUCUUUUGAGUUGUACUCAUUAGUAUGUUUGGAGAUAUGGUCUUGUCCUAAACUGAAGACACAUUAUUGUGAAACUCCAGACUCAUCAACUUUGGACAAAAGUUACGAUCAAAGUGAGCUCAAAGUCAUGUUCCCAACAAGCUCAAUUGCUCAACGCUUACUAAGAAGAGGAAAGCCAAAAGAUGUUUCCAAGAAAAAGGAUAUGGAGAUGGAGCAGCCAAGCACAUCUCAAAUGAAAAGUGGACCAAUGGAAAUGAUUUCUACAUUUUUUUUUCCACCAAGUUCACCAUUAUUAAAUUUGCGAGAGCUUCAUAUCUGUCACUGUGAUUUUCUAGAAGCAGCCUUUCCUCUCUCUGUAGCUCAACAAUUGGUGCAGCUUAAAGACUUAACCAUUUUGUCAUGUGAGAAGAUGGAAUACAUUGUUGCAAAAGAUAAGGGAAGAAGCAAAAUAGUAUUGUUUCCUAGCCUAACUUCUCUUAACCUUUCACAUCUGCCAAAUUUGAUGGGUUUUUGCAAAGAUAAUAAUGUUUCUCUUGAGUGGUCUUUGUUAGAACGAUUGUGGUUUUCUGAAAUUGUCGGUUCCAAAAUCGUUUCAGUUUUAAAAUCGUCAACAUUGAGUACGAGUGACGUGGUUGAUCAUCUUGAUACUACCUUUUGUGCCACAUUGAUACCACGAAAAAGGAAAAAGCAAGAUAAUAAUUUCAGUAAAGAGGUUUCAUUAAUAAAGAAUCAGAGGGAUCCAUCUGUUAGCAAUACUGAUGAAAGUUGUGCAUUUCCGUCCAAAUUGAUUCAACAGUUGCAAAAUCUGAAACAGCUUACGAUUAACGGCAGCGAUUCAGUGGAAGUAAUAUUUUCAUUUGAAGGGCUGAUUAAUGGAGUGCUCAAUUCAGUGGAAGAGAUAUGCUUACUUAAUUUACCAAAUUUGAAGCACCUUUGGUUCAAGAUUCCACCAGAAAUCACAGCCUUCCAAAACCUGCGAAAGUUGAUUGUAAAUGAUUGUGAUAAUUUAAUAAACCUUUUCUCAAUUUGCUCGGCCAAACUUGUAGGAAAGCUACAAUCAAUAGAGAUUAGAAGGUGCAAGAGGAUGGAGGAAAUUAUUGGAAAAGAGGAUGAAGAAAUUAGCAUGCAAAAAAUUGUGUUCCCUCAACUAAGGUCUCUGACACUUGAGGAUUUACCCAAUCUCAACAGUUUCUGCAAUACGAUUUAUGCUCUUGAAUUUCCAUUUCUAGAAACGUUGGAGUUUCGGAACUGUAAAAGGAUGGGGACAUUCUCCUAUGGAUCAUUAAGCAUGCCAAAGCUAGAGAAGGUUAUGAUAGAUGAAGGGUGGCAUCGAUUAAUGAGAUCUGAUCCAAACCUUAAUGCAAAAAUGAGUGAGUUAUUAAGAGAUAUUAGGUAUAAAGAAACAAUUUUGGGAAACUACUCUCAAAUGAGUGAGUUGUUGAAGAUGAAUCAAUAUGAGGAAGAAGGGGAAGCUGAGUUUGAGUCGUGAAGAGGAAAGUGAUGAAGCUGCUUUUAAUGGAGAAUAGCAUUGGGAUCAAGGUGUUCAUGAGUCGCUUAUAAAUUCUGAAGCUGCUUUUUAUUUUUUGAGUCUUGAAAUUCUAAGACAGGUGUGAAAUAGCUUUGCUGCUAUUAAAGACAUAUGGAAGAUUUGUUCAUGUUAUUAUCAUGCUAUGUUUAGUUCUUUUCCUUAGUUUUUCAAUGGGACGACAGACAACUAUGUCUAUAGUUCAUAUGGAUUGUCUAUCAUCAGCAAGGUGACUUUUUUGUCUUAUUUUAUUAUUUUGUGGUUGC
Molecule: messenger RNA, 5233 nt
Organism: Manihot esculenta (cassava)
Lineage: Eukaryota; Viridiplantae; Streptophyta; Magnoliopsida; Malpighiales; Euphorbiaceae
Product: disease resistance protein At4g27190
Exons: 8
Coding region: 462-4931 (1489 amino acids)
Molecular function (GO): ADP binding; ATP hydrolysis activity
Source: RefSeq, a predicted model, not a curated record